AUGUCCCUCUGGCUCCUCGACCUCAUCGCCCUCCUCCCCUCAAAAUGGCAGGAGUGGAUCCUACCACCGUCCAGUAUCACCGUCGUCGAAAAUUCCCCAACAAAAGUCCAACUCAGCCGCAUCACCCACGUCUAUUUCGAACAUGCGGAUCUUGAAGCCUUCACGGGGUUUGCUGAGGAUUUCGGCUUCGUCGAAGCUGCGCGAAAGGGGAAAACAAUUUACUACCGUGGAUAUGGAAGGGACCCCUACGUCUAUGUGGCGUCUCAGAGCUCAGCGCGGAAAUCUAAAUUUCUAGGCGCAGCCUUUGCUGCGAGAGAUGAGGAGAAUUUUACCAAAGCCGCCGCGAUGCCAGGGGCUUUUCGCAAGACACUGGUUGAAGCACCAGGGGGUGGAGAGAUUGUUACAUUUACAAGGCCAAAUGGGACAUUGUUCCAUGUGGUGUGGGGGCAAAUUGAGCGGGACGUUGAGGUAAAGUCGACACCAACAGCGACACACGACUUCCAGGGACCUUUUAAUACCCCGUUUGAGAAACCGCGAAAGGGGCAGUUCCAACGGUAUCAUGAUGGACCGGCACUGGUGCAUAAGCUCGGACAUUACGGCUAUGUGUGCAAAGACUUUGAGACGGAGCUUGAGUUCUACACUUGUAACUUCAACUUUGUGCACUCAGAUAUCUUGUAUCUUCCAAAAUUUCGGCAGAUGGAUGUCAUGACUUUCAUGCACCUCGAUCUUGGUGAGGAUUAUACAGACCACCAUACCUUUUUCUUGCAGCGGGCGUCACCGACUGUGCGUGAGACAUACGUCCAUCAUACCUCGUUUGAGGUGGCUGACUUCGACACGCAGCUAAUGGGGCACCAUUAUCUAGCUAAAAAGGGGUGGAAGAGUGUUUGGGGGGUGGGAAGGCAUAUUCUUGGAAGUCAGAUUUUUGAUUACUGGUAUGACACUUCGAAGUUCAAGAUCGAGCAUUAUGCGGACGGGGAUGUGGUGAAUCGAUACAAUGUCACGCGUAGGGAGCCUGUUGGGCCGUUGUCUAUUUGGGGGCCUGAGCUGCCCAGGGAUUUCGGGGCUAACAAGGCGGGAUAG
Messenger RNA from Aspergillus candidus, 1080 nucleotides. RefSeq names its product 2,4,5-trihydroxytoluene oxygenase. Gene Ontology annotation, biological process: L-methylmalonyl-CoA metabolic process. Gene Ontology annotation, cellular component: mitochondrion. Lineage: Eukaryota; Fungi; Ascomycota; Eurotiomycetes; Eurotiales; Aspergillaceae. The transcript has a single exon. Gene Ontology annotation, molecular function: methylmalonyl-CoA epimerase activity. The coding region runs from base 1 to 1080 and encodes 359 amino acids. The record is from RefSeq and is a predicted model, not a curated record.